Siniperca chuatsi (mandarin fish) is the source of this 6260-nucleotide messenger RNA. Its product is annotated as polypyrimidine tract-binding protein 3-like. Gene Ontology annotation, biological process: regulation of RNA splicing; mRNA processing. The transcript is spliced from 14 exons. Lineage: Eukaryota; Metazoa; Chordata; Actinopteri; Centrarchiformes; Sinipercidae. The record is from RefSeq and is a predicted model, not a curated record. Gene Ontology annotation, molecular function: mRNA binding. The coding region runs from base 926 to 2404 and encodes 492 amino acids. Gene Ontology annotation, cellular component: nucleus.
CAACUUAAUUCUUUUUUUUUAUUGUUUGACAGUUCACGAUACAAAAGUGCAAAAGAGGAAUGACAGCAAUAACCACAUUUUAAUAAAUAAGUGAUUAAAAAUAACAGUGAACUUCAGACUUGUGGGCGACAACAAACAGCCAAAUGAGAGAAAAUGAUUUCGGCUCUGAAUGUUUGAUGUUUUUCUCCCUGUCUAAACGGAUUUAUUGAUUAUUAUCGAUCCCUCUGUAUCCCUGCGAUCUGAGGCGUGUCCGCGCCGGCCGCCAUGUUCUCCCGUGACGUCAUCAAACGGGAAGUGAGCUCGUUGUUCUCCAUGGUUGCUGCCUGGAUGCGGUGCGGGAGGCUCGCGGACCAAAACAACUCCUCCUCUCCGGUUCUUCCUCCUCUUCCUCCUCUUUCUCCUCGCGGACGAUGGACGGGUGAGCGCGGGGAAACCACCCCGAACACUCCCGCAGCUGCUUUUCCGUCCUUCCUCCCUCGCGUUUCCUUGGCGACUGAACCGCACCUGCGCGAGCCGCUGGCUCAGUCCCCGCUCCUGUUUGUUGUUGUUUGUUGUUGUUUACUUGUUUCCUGAAACGUUCUCCCGUUUUCCCGCCUCUCCCCUCUCCUCUACGCGCCGUUUUCCCGCUCCUCGCGCGCUGGUUGUCGCUCGUGUUUCGCUUUUUCUGGUUUUGUUUUGGCUGAAAGUGUCGCGAGCGAAGAGUGACGAUUCAGCGGCGGGGUUUGAUUGGCUGAAAUCCCGCGAUAACUGCGUGCACACGUACAGAAGCGACUCUUUCAUUUUCUGUGAAUCUCUUCGUGUUUUAGUCUUUUAAAAAGUCCUGAUAUGUUCUCAGUCGACUGUUCACGUGCUUACGCUCCUCACGUGCCCGAAACUAACCGAACAUGAAUCAGUGUUUACUCGCUCCGUCAGCUGCUCUGCGAACAUGAGCACGUCCAACCUGUCCACAGUGGAUGGCACUGAUAGGCUGUGUGUUUCGUCUCGGGUCCUUCACCUGCGCCAGCUUCCCGCUGACGUCUCUGAACAGGAAGUGCUCGCUCUGGCGCUUCCUUUCGGCCAAGUUAGUAAGCUGCUAACGCUGAAGGCCAAAAACCAGGCAUUUUUAGAAAUGGCAUCAGAGGAAGCAGCUGUUGCCAUGGUGAACUACUACACCUCAGCCACACCCACCAUCAGGAACCAACCAAUCUUCAUUCAGUACUCCACCCACCGCGAGCUCAAGACUGACAAUCUGACUAAUCAGAGAGCUCAUCCGGCGCUGCAGGCCUUCAGUGCAGCAGCAGUGCAUUCUGGGAACAUGGCGUCAGGAGGGGAGGGGCGGGGCUUAGCUCCCGGUCAGAGUCCCGUCCUGAGAAUCAUCGUCGAGAAUUUAUUUUACCCGGUGACGCUGGAGGUCCUGCAGCAGAUCUUCAGUAAGUUCGGCUCGGUGCUGAAGAUCAUCACGUUCACCAGAAACAAUCAGUUUCAGGCUCUGCUGCAGUUCAGCGACGCCGUGCACGCUCAGCACGCCAAGGCUUCUCUGGACGGUCAGAACAUCUAUAACGGCUGCUGCACGCUGAGGAUCGACUUCUCCAAACUGAGCGCGCUCAAUGUGAAGUACAACAACGACAAGAGCCGAGACUUCACCAGAGCCGACCUCCCGACCGGAGAGCUGGACCCCGCCUCCGCCUUCGGUGUAGCUCUCCCUCCAUACGGAGCAGCAGCUUUCCCGCCCACCUUCCACCAACACACAGGUCUGUCGAUGGCGGCCGUCCCCGGCUCGUUGGUGUCUCCUCCUCGGGUCUCGCUGCAGGUGGCGCCCCCUGCUGUCCACUCGGUGCUGCUGGUGUCCAACCUGAACCCAGAGAGCGUCUCACCUCACUGCCUCUUCAUCCUGUUUGGUGUUUACGGGGACGUUCAGAGAGUGAAAAUCCUCUUCAACAAGAAGGAAAACGCUCUGGUUCAGAUGAGCGACGCCACUCAGGCUCAACUCGCGAUGAGUCACCUGAACGGCCAGCGUCUCCAUGGUAACGUGAUUCGGGUGAUGUUGUCCAAACACCCGGUGGUGCAGCUGCCUCGCGGGGGGGCGGGGCAGGAAGAACAGGCGCUGACUCGGGACUUCUCAGGCUCCGCCCUCCACCGCUUCAAAAAACCCGGAUCCAAAAAUUUUAACAACAUCUUCCCUCCGUCGGCCACGCUGCACCUGUCCAACAUCCCCUCGUCGGCGGCGGAGGACGAGCUGAAGGAUUUGUUCUCCGCCGGUGGAUUCACAGUGAAAGCCUUCAAGUUUUUCCAGAAGGACAGGAAGAUGGCUCUGAUGCAGCUGGCGUCGGUGGAGGAAGCCAUCGAGGCGCUCAUCGCUCUGCAUGACCAUCAGCUGGACCACAACCAGCACCUCCGAGUCUCCUUCUCCAAGUCCACCAUCUGACCUUUGACCCCAGGAGACUCUCCACACACAGAUGUAAGGAGGGUCGGCCGUUUAACCUCCGUGUUUACGAACUAUUAGCCUGUUAGUUUCGAGCUUAGCUCGUUAUCAUGACGUGUUCAGACGGCUGAAGCUGAACAGCAGCGCGUAAAUUUAGAUUUAGAGAUAAAUGUUUUAAAUGUAUUACAGUGAUCUUAGAGGCCAGAACAGGAAGUGGUCUCGCUGCACGCUGGACCUGCUGCUGCUGAAGUCUUUAUGUUAGCGGGACACGUUCAGGUGAGUUAGUGUUGCAGGAACGGCCCAGGUCCUCGUCACGCUGCGGGCGGUCAGCGUUUACGUCUGUCUGACAACACGGACCCGUUGUUAUCACUGUACGCCGUUAAUGUGCUGAACAGAAAGAUUGACAGCUUAGCAACAGUAACUACGGGGGGCGGGGCUUAGUGAAUUGAAGGGUCAAUAUUGGUCAGAAUCAAACUGCACUUUUCUCACCUAAUUCGUUCAGCCCUGUCGGCGCCCGACUUGUACCACGCAUGUGUGAACAUUAUACUUUAUGGAAGCUAGCAAGCUUUAAAAAAAACUUUAUUAACAAAACAAUUUUAUACAAAUACACUACAAGUCAAUACAAAUAACAAUACAGGGAGUAUUUGAGGAAAAAUCACUCACACAAGCAGAAACAUAAAUUGUACAACGUAAUACAGAAGUCACGAUACGUAGCGAGCGCCUGUUUAAAGAUUAUUUAAGGCUUGUUAUCGAUCGCCGUAGCAGACGUCGCUCUGUCUCAGAUCACUAACUUACUCAUCUGAACGCCGAAACCAACCAACUCUCUCAAAGCGACGUACAAAAUCCCGCAAUUCUCUUCAGGCAGCCGCACCUACAAGCCCUACUGUGGCUAACAGCUAACUAGCUUAAAUGCAGGCUAAAAGUCAAGGCUAACAUGCUAAUUGUUAACUAAAGUCAAAGCUAACAGGCUAGUAGCUCGUUAGCAUCAGUGCUGAAGUUGUGACCCUCCGCUGGACUUUGACUGUUUUUCUUUCGGACCCCUUCAUCUGACCUUUGACCUUUGGACUGACUAAGCAUCCAGACUCAGGGCUUCUGAUUGGCCCGUGGAGGGAACAAGCGGACCAAUGGGAGAGCCCCAUCGCCACCGAGCUUUCUGUGCCUACAAACACUCUGAUAUCACGGUGACGGGCGACGACACACGGACCAGGCGUGUCGCCAUGGUUACAGAGCACAUUCCUGAGCGCCCAGUAGCAAUGCAUUGUGGGUAGUGGAGUUCAACAAGGAGCUAAUGUGAGUUGAACUUUUAUUGUCUAAAUGUUAAACGAAUGCAGAAAAAAAUCAUUUUAAAGUUAAAAAGAGAAUUUUCAAAAUAAAAUCUGCUUUUUCUCAAAAUGCCCAAAUGACGGAAAUAUUUAAUUUUCUUUUUAUAUAUUUAAAGUUACUCAGCAUGGAUAAAAAUUGGUCUUUGAUUUUUAUUAAUUAUUGAUUAUUAUUAAUGUAGAAUUGUAGGUGGCUGCGAUCUCAACCUUCCUCUGUGCCUUAUUUCUCUGAAUUCUGCUGGUUUUUGAUUUUUUGGGUGGUGUUUGGGUGGAGUCUUGGUGGCGGCUCAUGUUGAUCUGACUUUGGAUUUUUUUGUAGAAUUUUUUCACUUAGUAAAAAAUAUUUUUUUGUUAUUUGUCGUAUUGUCGGUAUAUAUUUUUUGGGAAGGUUUUUUAUUCAUGAAUGUAUUUAUACUGUACAACAUGAAAUAGGUAAUGCUUUUGAUGUCCCGCCCACCUGUCGCACCUGCGUGUGUGUAUUUAUAUGUGUGUGUAUAAAUAUAUCUCUGUGUGUGUGUGUGUGUAUCAAGCUGAGCUGUGAUUGGUUGAUCUUCAAAUGUCCCACCUUCUUCUUUUCUAUUAAAAACAGAUUUAAUUCAGAUCCAGCUCUUGUUUUUUAGAUUAUUUUUGCUCCACCGUUUAAGAAACUUUGUGGCCGUUUUUAUUUUCAUUUUAUGGAUUUCUGGCGUUGAUGAUUUUCUUUAAACAGGAAAUAAGCCACUAAAAACAGGAAGCUGCUGAUUCCCAAUUUGCCUUCUGACCUCUGACCUUUGGUUAAAUGUUGUAGAUAUAGAGUGAAAGGGCGGCGUUGGCUAAGCUCUGCGUUGUUGGGUUUCUUUUGUUUCAGCAGAUAGAUUCCAAAAUACAUUUUUAAUUAGAAUUUUUGGAAACGUCUGAAAAACGUUUUAAAAUUAAAUUAGGUGAUUAUGAAGCCUUGAAAAAAAGAGGGGGGCGGGGUCAAACCAAGCCAAAGUUUGCGUGCCUUUUAAUUGGACCAACUCGUUCUCCCGUUAUGGUGUCACUUCCUGUUUAAAUGGCUUUCGAAACAGGUUUUUACUUCUUACAUUAAGUCAUUUUUAACUUGCUACUCGUAACACAAAACAUAUUUUAACGUAUAAUUAUGUACAUUUUAAGGUUUUCAUGUCUUCGUGUAAUUCAAGUAACGAGUUACAAAACUUGUUUCACAGGAAGUGAAAGUGUUUUUGUCCUCCGUUUUCCCCACAUCAGAGCUGUGACGUCACAUCAGAGCUGUGACGUCACACGUCUUAUAAAGGUGGGGUUUUGUUGAAUGGAAUGUAGCCCCGCCCCCAUCUGCACGUAGCCCCACCCAUUCCAUCGUACCACACGCCCCGUGAUGUGGUAACCAAUCAGAACCAAAGGAAGCCGGCAUCUCCGCCUACUCUGUUAAAUUUCCCAGCAUGCAUUUCAAAACUUCAUUAAACGUUUCUCGUCGCUGUUGUUGGUGAGCGCUGAGUCGCUGUUUGUGUUUUAAAUGUUGACGUCACACAUUGUAACAUGAAACACAGCGACAGACAUUUUACACGUGUGAAGUUGUGAGAAGUUACAGGUGAAACGUUAGUCGUUUGUAACGUAGCUACACACACAGCUGGAACAGCUGCGUACACUUAUUAACGUGUAAUUAUAAGUACUGUAACAUGUUCUGUGUCAAAUAAUAACUACUGAACUUGUAUCUCACGUAGUUUUGACACGUUACUUGUUACACUUUACAAUACAUGUAAUUAUAAGUAUUGCAAGACGUUACACGUUAAAUACUAAAGUAGUAUCUUACAUACGCAGAUGUAAAAAAUACUUGUUACACGUUACAAUACGUAUAAUAUGUAAUUAUAAGCAUACUUACACAACAUACACUACACGCUAAAACCCGCGUAUUGUAAAGUGUAGCACUGUAACUGUAGCUAACACGUUCCAGUGCUCGUGAGCUGGUUGUACAACUGUUGUCACAUGUUAUAAUGCAUGACGUAUGCCGGCCUUUGACUUGCGGUACUUGUUACACGGUACAGAACGCGAAGUGUAAAAUGUUACGUUUACAUCAAAGUGUUUGUUACACACUCGCUACAUGUAACCGGUGUGUAACGCGAGUAUCGCUGGAAAAUAAAGACGUAAGAACAGAAAACUGUUUGAAACCCGUUCAGAUGUUCAGAUACAGUCUUAGUUAAUUAAAACCGGUUUUAAUCAUUUAGAAUAUGUUCGCUGGUUUAUUAUUAGUUAUCCACAAAUUUACUUUGAAGUUUAUUUUUUUCCUUUGACACUUUAACGGCAUAAAACUCAACCCGAACUGUUUUUAUACCCAGAUGUACCCUUUGUUUUUUAUGCUAAUGAAUGUAAAGUACCUGUGGUGCAUUGUGGGACUGUUAUUGUUAUAUGAAAUAUUUUUUAAUAUUGAACCAGUGCAUGAAGGAGGGGGGGCUUUUAUCUGUGCUUGAUCCAGAAACAAAACAUGGAUUUUUAUUUAUACUGAAAGUGUGACAGGAAGUUGUAGCAUGAAUCACUGAAAAAUUAAAUAAAUCAUUGACAACCAA